Molecule: messenger RNA, 3420 nt
Organism: Cladocopium goreaui
Lineage: Eukaryota; Dinophyceae; Suessiales; Symbiodiniaceae
Source: the annotation of a GenBank genome assembly
AUGGACCUGGCAGACUUCGGAGGAGAUGCCAAGGGGCCCGUGCACCUUGACACACCUCCAACCAUGCCGGGCACACCUACUGAGGACGAGAUGGGUUCCACUCCGUUCCACUCCGUUGCGCUUGGGGCUGCGCGUCUCUGCAUGAGCCGUCCACGCCAUGUGGACGCAGCGAUCCCCGUGGGAAAGGAUGAUGAGAUCCGGAGCUACUUCCAGGAACAUGGAUUCGUCGUGGCCCAGCAGACAUUUGGGGUAGUAGAAGGCGUCUUUAGCGAUGAGGAUAUUGACAUGUCCCUGGAGGAGCUCUGGAGCAGCCAGCGCCUCUUAGGCCGCUCUGUGGAGAUCCGACGCGACGAUCCAGGGACUUGGACGAAGGAGAGAGGCUGGCCCCAACAGGACGGUGGAAAGAAUUUCCUGGAGUCAUUGGACCCCUUCCAGGAUUCGAAGUGUUGGCACCUGGCGCAAAAUCCAAACGUGGCGCACAUCGUGGCAAUGCUGUGGCGCGAUGCCUUGCAAGUCACGGAACCGGAGGAUUCCAAGGUGGUUUUCCUGGGGCGGACGCCACGCUGGGGCGUGAUGCGACCCAGCGGAGUGAAUCCUGCAUGGCGGACGUUGGAGAAUUGGCUUCACUGGGAUCAAAAUCCUUGGGCGCAGCCUGGUUUCGGAUGGAUCCAAGCUUUCGCUUGCAUCACCGCGCAGACCCCAAGCAGCGGGGGUCUCCUUUGCGUGCCAGGCUUCCACAAGCGCUGGAAAAGCUGGGGCGAAGCUCAUCCAGAAGGGAGCGUGGAGGUGGGUGGCAAGACCAUCACCCGCGACUUCGGGCAGGGCAAUCCCUUCCCAGUGCCAUUGGACGAUCCGCUGCAUGGUGAAGUGGUCCGCGUUUGUGCGCCGCGGGGGUCGCUGAUUUUGUGGGACAGUCGUUUGCCACAUCAGAACUAUCCCAACAGCAGCGAGGAUGAAUGGCGGGUAGUCUUGUACAUGAAUUUCUGGCCCUAUAAUGAGCAAAGCUACAAGGAGCGCCGUGCGCUGCUCCUGAAGCGCUUCCACGUCCUGCAGGCGCUGGGCGCUGACCGCGUCGACGCCACGUGGCCGCGGCGGCUGACGCCCUUGGGCCGCGCCGUGACGGCGGCGCCGGAGACGGUGGGGACGGUGGAGGAGAGCUGCAAGGAGGCCAUUCGUUUGACUUUCGCCGCUGGAGAAGCAGAGUUGCGGGGAGAAUUGGAAGAAUCGACCCGGCUGAUGCGGUGUGCCAUCAAGUUGUGGCCCGAAGUGGAAACAUGGUACGAGCUUCACGAUGGCCUGACGGUUGGUGAGUUGGCGCGGCAGAUCAGUGCCCUGCCACCCUGUGCCAUACAGUUGAGCCUUCGCGAAGCUGCACAGAUGUUGUUGUCUUCAGGUCAGGCAGCUGGAUGCGUGGUGGACGAGAGCGGCUCGCCAGUGGGUGUCAUCACAGAAGAUGACAUUCUGCACAGUUACGUGCAGGGCGCUCCUUGGGACACCACCGUGGGCGAAUGGUUGCGAGGAGGCGGUGGCGUGCUCUUCGAUGAGACGUCGGGAGCAGCAUCCCCCACAGCACGGGUAGCAUCAGAGCAGCCCCUGCAUGCGGCGCUGCCGGCAUUGGUCUCGGGCCAACGCAUCGUACCCAGUUUGGGACGUAGCAGCGGACGCAGCGCUUUGUUGGUGGAGAGGCAAGGGAACUAUGCGGGCGGCGUGUUGUCAGCCCUGGACGUUGUUCAAGCGCUUGCACAGCGUGCCAGCGAAAAUUUGAUGGGUGCAUUGGCAGGGACUGUGGCAGAUGUCAUGGAGCCAAUCGAUCAGGCGCCGAGGCUCCAAGUGGGCUUCACCAUGAGGGAUUUGCUGAAGGAACUGCUCCGGACGCCUUUGCGUGCAGCGCUGGUGCUGGACGAACAGGGCCACAUGGGCGGCCUGGCCACGGCAGCGGAUGCACUUUGGGCGUUUAACCAACAGAUGAGUCAGACCCUGGACGCUUGGGAGAGGCUUUCUUCCAGGCCCGGUCGUUUGGCCCCACAGAUUUGCACCAGCGCUGCUCUCUCCAGCGCCUGUAGUGCUUUCGAACGAGAAGGAGCCCGCGCUCCCUUGUUGGCCACAGAGCCUGACACUGGCGACGUGGUUGGCUUGGUGGCGCCCAGUCACAUGGUGGAAGCCGGACGACGCCGUCCCAGUCGUCACCCCGUGCCCAGCUGUGCCCCCGGGCUGAAACAGGAAAGGAUCAGGAAAGUGAAAGAAGAGCGACCAAUCAAAGAAGAAAACACAGGGGUCGCCGUGAAAUUGGAAGAAGAAGUAAAAUGUGAAGAGCCUGCGCCUAAAAAGCGGGCAGUGAUGACAAAGCCCAAGCUGGAAAUUAAGAUGGAGGACUCCGCAGUGCCCGCACCCCCGCCCCCGAGCCUCGCAGAGAUCGUCGCGCGCCGCGACACCGCGCUCUGCGACAUCGAGAUGUCGCUGACGGACGCCGUGGACGCCCUGGUCUGCAGCGGCCGCACCGCGGCCGUAGUCUUGGACAAUGAUCAGGUGCAAGGAGUCCUGACCGAGAACGAUGUCCUCGCAGCGCUUGUGGAGGGUACACCAUGGGAGUGCAAAAUCAUGGAAUGGCUCAGGGGUGGCUAUGCACGUCUCCCCGGCUUUCUGGUGCCUGCACUGACCUUGUCCUCCAGCGCCAGUGUGGUGGAUGCUGCGGCAGAGAUGACGACACUGGUGGAGGAUGGAAUGGGCUUUGCCUGCCAUCAUCUUUUGGUCUAUUCCAAGGCGCAAGCCCAACCGCACAGAAUACUUUCGGCACUGGACAUUGCUAGAGGCAUGGUGGAGAUUGUGCUGACAGAGGCGGAAGACGAAGGUCUCGAGUGCCAAGCCGCCAAGGAGGCGGCGAUGCUCACGGUGGAGCAGGUGAUGAAGGAGCGCGAGACCGUGUCCACCUGCAGACUGGGCGAUUCCUUGCACAAGGCAUUUGAAGAAAUGCAUUCAUCAAAGCAGAAUUGUGUCCUCAUCGUGGGAGGAGACGAAGAAUUUGAUGACGGAGACUGCAAGAUCGAGAUCGACGACCUCACACCAGAGGAGCAGCAGUGGCAGAAGGACCACGGCCGCGUCUAUGGCGUGAUCACCGCAGCCGAUGCCGUCCGGGCCUUCUCCGAGCAUCUGCGAGGCAACACCAGCACCGUAGCUGGCUGGCUGAGAGCUUUGGCCAAGGAGCGCCCUCCGGUGGGCUGCGGCAGCCGCUCGGUGCGCUCCGACGUGCUGCUCUCGGAGGCGGCCGACAUCAUGGCGGAGGCGGAGGUCCAUCACCUGCUGGUGCGAGAUGCCUCGACGGGCGACAACGGUGAAGUGGUCGGAGUCAUUUCAGCCUUGGACAUUGUGUGUGCCUUGGGUGCUUCAUACAGAUUCGACCUGACCUCACCUCGAUUUGUAUAG